Seriola aureovittata is the source of this 3923-nucleotide messenger RNA. RefSeq names its product BAR_ACAPs and ArfGap_ACAP domain-containing protein. The record is from RefSeq and is a predicted model, not a curated record. Gene Ontology annotation, molecular function: protein binding; GTPase activator activity. Lineage: Eukaryota; Metazoa; Chordata; Actinopteri; Carangiformes; Carangidae. Gene Ontology annotation, cellular component: cytoplasm. The transcript is spliced from 22 exons. Bases 344 to 2527 code for a protein of 727 amino acids.
CUUUGGCGGAACUCAGCGGUCGGUUCGCAACAGCAACAACAACAACAGCAGGAUGCUCGGACAGCUGUCAGGCUGAAACUCACCGAGCUGCGGUUUAUUGACGCGUUCAUUCAGACUGCAUUGAUGCGCGGCACGCAGGCACGCGUGCACGGCGCCUGAUCGUUCUCCCGAUUCCUCGAUGCACGGGCGAAGUUUAAACUGAGGAGAGAGAUGAAUCAUCGGAGAGAGAGCAGAUCCACCGCCGCUGCUGUUGCUGCAGAGCUAACAGGCUAACGGUCACAAUGGAGAGGCUUUUAUAAACUUUAUUAACACGGGGACUCAGUGACAGCAACAGUCAGCUAACAUGAACUCACUGCUGGACUUUGAGGAGUGUGUCAAAGACUCACCUGAGUUCAGAUUGAACCUGGAUCAGUUCGAGACUGAGGUUUCCCUGCUGGAGACACACCUGGACAAGGUGAUGAAGCUGUGCGGUAAGAUGGUGGAGGCGGGACAAGCGUACAGUUCAGCCAAUCAGCUGUUCCUGAGCGGUCUGGCUGAGCUCUCCAUGUACCAGAAGACGGACAGCAUCAUCAUUACCUGUCUGAACCAGUUCAACCAGGGACUGCAGGAGAUGGUCAGCUUCCACACUAUGUUGUUCGAUCAGACUCAGAGAGCCAUCAGCCAACAGCUGACCAACCUCUGUACACAGUUCAUCCCCCAGCUGGCAGAGACCAGGAGGGAGUUUGUUCGGAUCGGAGAGGAUCUGGAAACGGCGGCGGUAAAAAAUGCUCAGGUGUCUCGCCACAAAGCCGGUGAUGCUGAGAGGGCAAGUCACCUGCUGCUCGCCACACGCAAAUGCUACCAACACUUCGCCCUGGACUACUGCCUGCAGCUUAACACUUUCAAGACUCAACAGAAGGUUGACAUCUUAAACUCAGUUUUCUCCUUCGUACACGCUCAGUUCACGUUCUUCCACCAAGGCUUCGACCUGCUCAGAGACCUGGAGCCCACCAUGAAGAGCAUGGCAGCACAGCUGUCCCAGCUGUCAGCAGACUGUGCAACCGAAAGAAAAGACCUGGAGAACAAACACCUGCUGGUGCAGCAGAGAGAUGCUUCAGGUGAGCCUAUGGUCAGCCCGUGUCCUGGGAGCGAUGACAUCAUCCAGGGUUACCUGUUUAAGCGGUCUAGGAGGAAAUCCAAAACCUGGAAGAGGUGCUGGUUCUCCAUCAGAGACAACCAGCUCAUUUACAGGAAGUCACACAAGGAGAAUGCUGUGGUUCUGUUUGAGGAUCUCAGACUGUGUGCUGUGAAAUCCCUGGAGCACAUCGACCGACGCUUCUGCUUCGAGCUGCUCUCCGUCCAGAAGUGCUGUGCUCUGCAGGCUGACUCGGAACAGCUGAAGCAGGCCUGGCUCAGUGCUCUGCAGGGUAGCAUCGACCUCGCCUACAGAGAGAGAGCCGGCACGCCGCUCACACAGCCUAAAGAGCUGCCCUCUCUCCAGUGUGUUGGGGACAACCCUCCGGGCCCCCCCACUCAGAGGCCAGCAGCCCUGGGCAUGGCCCUGAGGGGCCCUGGGAACCAGCGGUGCUGUGACUGUGGGGAGGAGGAGCCUCGCUGGGCCUCCAUCAACCUGGGAGUCACCAUGUGCAUCGAGUGUUCUGGCAUACACAGGAGCCUGGGUGUUCACCUGUCGAAGGUGAGAUCUCUCACUCUGGACUCAUGGGAGGCCGAGCAGCUGAAGCUUCUGUGUGUUUUGGGAAAUAAUGUGAUGAACCGGAUUUACGAGGCUCGAUCUUCAGAGGAGGGACGAGUUAAACCCACAGCAGACAGCCCACGAGCAGAGAAGGAGAUGUGGAUCAAAGAGAAGUAUGUGGAGAAGAGAUUUGUGCAGAGCAGCAGCUCAGAUGGAGCUCAGCAUCAUAAAGAUGAAGCGGGGCUGCAUCUGUAUCAGGCAGCAGUGGCAGGAGACCUGGUUGCCAUGGCAGCAGCGUUGGCUGUAGGGGCGGAGGUCAACAACAGCAUUGGUGAGGAGGAGGGACGAACAGCGCUGAUUGGAGCCGCUAUCGGGGGGUCGCUGUUGGCCUGUGAGUUCCUGCUGCUGAAUGGCGCCAACGUCAACCACCGAGACCUGAGGGGACGGGGAGCACUGCACUCUGCCGCCACUGCUGGACACACUGGACAGGUGUGUCUACUGUUGAAAAGAGGAGCCAAUCAGUACGCUGUGGACGAGAGAGGACAGGACCCAUUGGCCAUUGCCAUGGAAACAGCCCACGCUGACAUUGUCACACUACUGCGGAUGGCCAGGAUGAAUGAAGAGAUGAGAGAUUCAGAGGGAGUUUUUGGAGCAGUGGGAGACGAUGAGACGUUUCAGGACAUCUUCCGUGACUUCAGCGACAUGGCCUCACAUGACCCGGAGAAACUCAGCAGGCGGCAGUUCAGACGGGGGGGAGAGGAGGCCGAGGAGGAUGAGGGGGGCAGAGGGAGAAGAGGAGGAGGAGCAGGAGAAGUGGCGAACAGCCAGGACAGUGUUGAAAAGACGUCAGAAUGACAUAAACCCGUCGGACUCUCUGUGGAGUCCUGCUCCAAAACCAGGUUUCAUUUAACAUGUAGAGUUUACUGACAGCUGGAGUCUAAAACUGUGUUGAACUCAUAAGAUAACAUAAUAUAAUGUAGUAUACUCUUUAUAAAGACACUGUAAGUGCACAUAGUUUACUUCAUGUACAGUUACUGUGGUUGGAAAAGUGUUACCAGUGUUCAGGAAGAGGAGGAGGAGGAACCACGACUGCAGCUAAUGUCUGUUUUCAUUAUCACUUCAUCUGCACAUUUUCUUAAUUAAUCGUUUGGUCUUUAAAACAGAAAUUUAACCACAGUUUAAUUUAAAGCUCCAUAUUUUCCUCUUCUUCUGUGUUUUAUUUGAAGUCUUGAUCUAUAAGAAGAUAUAUUUGUGGUUUUAAGAACCAAAACCCAUCUCAGUGUAGUUUCACAUCUCCUCUCUCAGGCUUCUCUCUGGAGCUCUAGUAACAACAGGUCGGUGAGCCAAUCAGAAGAGAGGAGAAGCCGUACACAUUCAGUUCUAUUUGAAGAUAUGAUGGGCCCAGCUCCUCCUGCAGCUCCUCCAUGUAGCUGCUGGGCCACCUCAGUAGCAGCGUCUUAUUUCAGGGUUCAGUUUCCAAUGGUUGACGAGGCCCAGGUCCAACAGUAACGCCCCAAGCAGCUGGAGGGUCACACUUGUUGGUCAGACCAGACUGAAACAUGUCAACAUUCAAGGAUUAAUCCCACUGACUUUUCCACUGUCAGGCUUACAUGUGGUUCUUAGUGAAAUCAUCAUCAGGUCAACAUUUGUCCAGUACUUUUACUAUAUAGACGACAUUACAGAGCAUAAAUACAUGAAUGGAUAUUGGUGAAAAAAAUCUCGACCAUAAUAACAUAACAGGGUUUGAUUUCAUGAUGGUUUUAAGGAUUAUAACUGUAAUGAAUGAAAUACCUUCAAAGAUCUACCACAUUUUCCACUGAGGAUUCAAACACAGUCCCAUUCUUCAGUCUUCAGUGGAGCUGAAGGUUUUAACUUGUAUUUGAUGUGUGUUCUCUAACCUGUGCUCAGAAAGGGAUUUUAAAUGUAGCUGCUGUUACAUGUGAGACUGAAUUAUUGUUGUUCUUUAACAAUUUUAGACACUUUAUCAAAGAGUUUUACCGCUACACAAACGUCUGAGACUGAAUGUAAAUGUUUGAAUGAAUUAGGACUGAAGUGGCCGAACUGACUGUAAUGACAAAAAUCAACUGCCACACUGCUGCUGUUACAUAACAUCAUGUUUUAUUGGAAAAUAUUAAAACCUGCUGAAAACACUGCAUCAAUUCAGUCAAGUCCUGAAGAUUCAGGGAAACAUUUACUUCCACACUGUUACUAAUAUGAUGCUACAGCUUAAUAAAAUGUCUUAAUACAUGUU